Spea bombifrons (plains spadefoot toad) is the source of this 1868-nucleotide messenger RNA. RefSeq names its product transmembrane protein 59 (gene TMEM59). The transcript has 8 exons. Bases 27 to 959 code for a protein of 310 amino acids. The record is from RefSeq and is a predicted model, not a curated record. Gene Ontology annotation, biological process: positive regulation of autophagy. Gene Ontology annotation, cellular component: lysosome; late endosome. Lineage: Eukaryota; Metazoa; Chordata; Amphibia; Anura; Pelobatidae.
UUGCGGAAGUAGUUGAGAGUAGGAAGAUGGCGCUCGUACGGGCUCUUUUGAUUGUGACGGUGUGUGUUUAUGCGAGCGCCGGGUCCUUGGAGUCCGCUCUGGGGGACAGUGCUUCAUGUCAUGGAGUUUGCGAAGGGACAUACCCUCUGCACACAUACCCUGAGGAGGAGGAACUUUUUGCCUGUCACAGGGGCUGUCGGCUCUUUACAAUCUGUCAGUUUGUGGAGGAUGGCGUUGACUUGAAUAAAACGAGAACGGAGUGUGAAUCAGCUUGCAUGGAAGCCUAUCCUCAAUCCAAUGAGCAGUAUGCCUGCAACCUGGGCUGCCAAAGCCAGAUGCCUUUUGCAGAGAAGAAACAGAAAGAGCUGUCCGAUAUGAUGCCUCGCAUUCAUCUACUCUUCCCGUUGACUCUGGUGAGAGCCUUCUGGAGCGACAUGGUGGAUUCUGCACAAGACUUUGUCACGUCCUCCUGGACCUUCUACGUGCAGGCGGAUAGCGGGCAGAUUGUUGUAAUCCAGUCUCCGCCUGAAGUUCAGCACAUCCCACAACUGCAGCCAGGAAGCCCACCAUUGACUGACAUUAUGAUGGAUAAAUCACCAUCUGACCUUACACCAGAUGGAGAAGGUCCUUGGAGCCACAGAGCAGGUUUUCUGGAGUUGGAGAGCAAUGAUGGCCUCAUGAAAUGCUUUUCUUUGAAUUCAAACUGGCUUCUCACUGCCUCCCUGAUACUUUCCGUCCUCGUGUUGCUUUGGAUUUGUUGUGCGACGGUAGCUACAGCAGCUGAUCAGUACAUCCCUAAUGAGAAACUGAGUAUCUAUGGUGAUCUGGAAUACAUCAAUGAACAUAAGCUUUGCAAAUACUCGCCGGCAUCUAUUGUGGUUCUCCGAGGAAAACCUGAGGAAAAUGAAGAAGCGGGACCAUUACCAGCCAAAGUAGAUCUGUCACAUUCAUCCAUAUAAGUCAGGGAAAUGGCAGCCUUUUUUUCCCCCCUCUUGUCUUUAACGUCUUAAAUUCUGAGGAGAGUCUGGAUUUUCCUCUGUAAAGAAAUAAAAAAGGAGCUGAAGAUCACACCGUACUCUGAGAAUCGAAGUCCCUUGGACAGUGUAAACGUCUAGUCUUAGUCCGUUUGUUCUGGUGUGGCUGUGGUUCGGAUGAUGCUGUGAUUGUCUUUUGAGGUUAGAGAUAAUUAUUUUCUAUUAUGGGUGCUUGAAAUGUUUACCCUAAUCUUAGGCGUUCCCGGAAACUUCUUCCAGAACUGGAUUGAUCGGUAGUGUCCGUGCCGUGAGUCUGAUUGUUACAAAGCCUAACAUGCUGCAGGUUAAUAUGACUGCCUGCGGUUUGUAUUGCUUUUAGUUUUUAUCUCGGUGAUGGGGCUAAGGCCAACUAUUGGUGAUGCACUUGAAGCAGAAUAGCGUACAGUAGUUAAACAAAUUAAUCAUAUACAUUGUACAAGUGUUUUGUUUUUUGGUUAUUAAAUAAAUCUUUAAUUACAUUUAAAUUCUGCUUCUUUUGCUGGCAAACUUGCACAGAUGCUUUGCUUCUGUAGGCUUUUUUUUGACAAACAUUUUAAUGUAUUAAAAGCAAAUCAUUUAAGCCUGCUACUGUAGUAUUCAUUUUUCGUUGGGUGAGAAGUAUAUACCGUAUGUGGGUGCAAUAUUUUUUUUUCAUUUUCAUCAGAUUAAGCCCCUGUACGAUUUAUAAUAUCAUUUUUGAUAAAACGACAAGUUUUUAUGGUAGAACAUCAUAUUUCUGGCUGGUAAACAUAAGUAAUUUUAGUGGACAAUAGAGGUGUAAGAGCGUUAAUGUUUAGAAGAUUACUGAUGUUUAAUUCCACAGAUACACUUUAAUAAAAUGUUACUUAUCAAAAA